Pogoniulus pusillus (Red-fronted tinkerbird) is the source of this 1816-nucleotide messenger RNA. It is a transcript of the gene MPZL3, whose product is annotated as myelin protein zero like 3. Gene Ontology annotation, cellular component: plasma membrane. Lineage: Eukaryota; Metazoa; Chordata; Aves; Piciformes; Lybiidae. The record is from RefSeq and is a predicted model, not a curated record. The transcript is spliced from 6 exons. The coding region runs from base 45 to 773 and encodes 242 amino acids.
GUGAGCCGAGCCGCCGCCAUGUCGCGGCCCUGAGCGCGGCCGCCAUGCGGUGUGGCGGCGCAGCGGCGCCCGGCGCCGGCUCCCUCCCGCUCCUCCGCCGCCGCCUGCUUCUGCCGCGGGGGCUCCUGCUUCUGCUCGGUGCCUGCAAUGCCCUGGGCCUGGAAAUCACCACCAGUCCCAAAGUGACAGCCUUCAUUGGUGAACAAGUCUUGCUGAAAUGCUCCUUCAAAUCCACUUCUCCCAUCACUGAGAACCUGAUGGUGGACUGGACUUACAGGCCCCUCGCUGGUGGGCAGAUGGAGACAAUUUUUCACUAUCAGUCUGUUCCAUACCCAGCAACCAUGGGGAAGUUCAAAGACAGGAUAUCCUGGCUUGGGAAUGUUGCCCAGGGUGAUGCUUCCAUUGCCAUCCAAAACCCAGUGCUGAGUGACAAUGGGACCUUUAUCUGCAGCGUGAAGAACCCUCCAGACGUGUACCACAACAUCCCCCAGACAGUGCUGCUGGUCACAGAGAGGGGCCUUUCCUUCCAGCUCACCUCAGCAGUGCUGCUGGCCAUUUUAGUCUUCCUGCCUUCCCUCCUCGUGGUGCUGCUGCUGUUGGUAAGGAUGGGAAGGAACUUUGGAGUGCUCAAGGAGAAAAAAAAGCCUGGCUGUAAGAAAUCCUCCAUCGAAGUGUCUGAUGAGUCUGAACAGCCAGAGAGACACAACUGCUUGGGGAAGCUCAAAACCUGGUGCCUGAACUGUGUGGACACAGAUGAGGAAGAUCCCUACUGAUGAAAGGUCAAAGCUGUGGAUACCAGAACAAAGUGACAGCACUGCAAGUCAUGGCUGGCUGGGAAUGGAUGCUGCUGGAAUACCAGUGCAGACUGAAGGACCUGCUCUGAUCUUGGUGGACUGGCAGAAGACUGCUGAUGGAAUCCUUCACUUUUACUCAAGCACAAAACAACCAUUUGGGAAAUCUUUCUGACAGACUGGGGAAAAGAAAACCCCAGAAUCUCUUAACCAGUGCCUGCAGAAGAAACCUCAGUGCCUGCAGCUGUGUUUGCUGCCAGCAGGCCCACAGGGCAUCUUUCUGAGUUGACUUGCAAACCUCUUUCCAUUAUGAUUGGUGAAUUCCCUCUUUUCUGUGCCCUUGGAUUUGAAUUGCCUGAAGCUGCAGAGCAGUGCCAGCUCCCAGCAGUGGUCAGCACUGGGCACUGCCAACGUUUUCCUCUCUUCUUUUUGGGUACAGCUGGAUCAGGUUGGUGUGUGGCAUCCUUUGGCUCGGAGCAAAGAGAGCCUCCUGCUUUUUAGCUGCUGCUUGGUUUCCUCUGCCACUUCACUCCAGGAUCACUGUGCUGUUCCUGCUGUGUCACCAGCUGCACACUGCUGUCACCAAGCUCCAUCUUUCCUGCUCUGUUUCAGCUGGCCACCAGUUCCAUCUCUCUCUCCAUGCAGAAGUGAAGCACAAUUCACAUCAAACUCAUUUGGUUUUGCAGUCAGAAAUGGGGACUCUGUACCUGGGGACACAUAACCCCAUCUACCUCAGCCACUGCCUCCCACAGUGUCCAAAGGAGUUUUCCAUGGGCAGCAGCAAUCCUGUUCCUCCUCUCUUCUUUCUGAGUGCCAUUCUAGGGAAAACAGCUGAUGGUGCUUCAGUUCUGCCUGGGAAAAGGGAGUGGUUCCUGCUCCAGCAAUGGGCAGCAGAGAGCAGUGGGGUUCACUGCUCUGAGCAGCUGCUGUUUCCUGCUGACCAGCACUUGUCAGGCUCCUCUCACACGUGGUCCAAGUUUACUGUUGCCUUUGAUGUGCCCUUACCAAUAAAUUGCUCUGGUUCA